Thyridium curvatum is the source of this 1539-nucleotide messenger RNA. RefSeq lists its product as uncharacterized. The transcript is spliced from 3 exons. Bases 1 to 1539 code for a protein of 512 amino acids. The record is from RefSeq and is a predicted model, not a curated record. Lineage: Eukaryota; Fungi; Ascomycota; Sordariomycetes; Thyridiales; Thyridiaceae.
AUGAACCUUCCCUUCACCGUACCCCGUCCCAACAUGGCCUCCCUUCGCAACGCCAGGGCAAACUUCCUCCGCCGCGGUCCGGCCGCGGGCAACGACAGCGAUGCGCACCACGACCUGGAGCGGCAGUCGAGCAGAGAGCCGCUGUCGCCGCGCCAGGAGCCGGAGAUGCAGGAGCGCGCCGCGGCCACGGCGGCCAGGUCUCUCCUGGGCGCCCACCUGGGCGGCGGCCGCAGCAGCAGCAACAGGCCGUCCUUCUUCAGCCGGUUCACCAACAGCACCGACCCCGUGCAGGCCGCGCGGGACUACGAGGACCAGCGGCAGCGGCGGCGGCAGCAGCAGGACCACCCGGGCCCUGACUCGCGGCCCAGCAGCAGCGUGUACGACGACGAGGUCGCCGAGUCACCCAAGACGCCGCAGUUCGCGCUGGGCAUGCCGCCCCUGCCCUCGACGAGGCUGCACCUGCCCAACCUGGCGCGCACGUGGACGCAGGGGUCCAACGGCCCGCCCACGGCGGCGAGCCAGCGCGGCGCGCCUCCCGUCGCCGCCGCCGCCGGGGUCGCGGAACCGGUACCCGCGCUACCGGCCGACAUGUUCCGGACGCAGGCCCCAUCGGUAUCGCGGCGCAGCAGCCGGCGGUUCCAGGGGGCGGACCCGGCGGAGCUGCAUCUCGCGAGCCUGGUGGAGGAUAGCCGGCGGCGGCGGAGGAGGCAGAGGAGGCGGGGCGAGGGCAGCGGGGAGGAGGAUGAGGACCGGGAGAAUCGGGAGGGCGGUGAUGAUGAUGAGGCGAGGGCGAGGCGGAGGAGACGGAGGGCCCACCGGCGGGCGGAGAGAGAGAGGCGGUCGCCGCCCAAGCACUUUUUGUUCUGCUUCCCGUGGAUCAAGUCGAAGCGCAUACGGACCAACAUCCUGCGGUGUUUUGUGUCGGGGAUCUUCCUGGCGCUGCUGCUGACUGUCUACCUCGCCCUGUCCAUCACCAAGAACAUCAACAGCAGCGAGUUCACCGUCAUGCUCAUCCUCAUCAUCCUCUGCGUCACCAUCUUCUUCUGCCACGGCCUCAUCCGGCUGUGCAUGCUCAUCGUCAGGGGCCCGCGCAACGCAGAAGAAGAAGAGCGGCGGCGGCUGCCGCAGAUGUACGGGCCCGGGGGCUACGCCAUCCCGAGGCAGCCGAUCCGCGUGGUGCUGGCGCGGGACGAGGAGGCGGCGGGCCUGGACAGCGAGACGACCAAGAUGCGGCCGCCGGCGUACGGGCUCUGGCGGGAGAGCGUGAGAGUCGACCCGGACAGGAUCUACUGGCAGCGCAACGAGAACGCGGCGCCUGCGGAGCAUGAAACGCAGACGGGGCUCCGCGGCGGCGGCGGCAGCGACGACGGACAGGACGAGCAGCAGCAGCGCAGGCCACCCAGCUACGCUUCGGACGAUGGCGUGAGCUAUGUUGUUGAGGCGCAGCCGCGUUCGAUCGCGCCGACGACCGAGGUGCCGCUACCGCUGCCGCAGCAUCCUGCCGAGGCGGGCCGGGCGGCUAGGCCGGCGGCAUGGUGA